Microthlaspi erraticum is the source of this 1326-nucleotide messenger RNA. Lineage: Eukaryota; Viridiplantae; Streptophyta; Magnoliopsida; Brassicales; Brassicaceae. The record is from the annotation of a GenBank genome assembly.
AUGGAACCUCGUAUCGGGAGUAAGUUCCGGCUUGGCCGGAAAAUUGGCAGCGGCUCAUUCGGAGAGAUUUACCUCGGAACUGAUGUCCAGACUAACGAAGAGGUCGCUAUUAAGCUGGAAAGUGUGAAGACUGCGCAUCCGCAAUUGUCAUAUGAGUCGAGGAUUUAUAGGGUUCUUCAAGGAGGGACUGGGAUUCCAAACAUGAAAUGGUACGGUGUUGAAGGAGACUACAAUGUUCUGGUGAUGGAUUUGCUUGGUCCAAGCCUUGAAGAUCUCUUUAGUUACUGCAACCGGAAAUUCACUUUGAAGACUGUUCUCAUGCUAGCUGAUCAAAUGCUGAAUCGUCUCGAGUUUAUACAUUCGAAGUCGUAUCUUCAUCGUGAUAUAAAGCCUGAUAAUUUCCUCAUGGGUUUGGGAAGGCGAGCCAAUCAGGUUUACAUUAUAGACUUUGGCUUGGCUAAGAAAUAUAGAGACAGCUCCACUCACCGACAUAUCCCAUACAGGGAGAAUAAAAGUCUAAUUGGGACUCCGAGGUAUGCCAGCUUGAACACUCACAUAGGAAUCGAGCAAAGUCGGAGGGAUGAUCUAGAAUCACUUGGAUAUAUCUUCAUGUACUUCCUCAUGGGAAUUCUCCCAUGGCAGGGGCUGAAAGCUGGGAACAAGAAACAGAAAUACGACAAGAUUAGUGAAAAGAAGGUUUCUACUUCCAUCGAAGCGUUAUGCAGAGGUCAUCCAACAGAGUUUGCAUCCUACUUCCAUUACUGUCGGUCGCUUAGGUUUGAUGAUAAGCCAGACUAUGCAUAUUUGAAGAGACUCUUCCGUAACCUUUUCAUCCGCGAAGGUUUUCAGUUUGAUUUUGUGUUUGACUGGACGGUUUUAAAGUAUCAGCAAUCACAAUCUAGAAACCCUUCUCCUCGUGCCAAUGAUGGUGGCGUUGGAACCAGUUCUCGACUUAACCCUGCGGUCAACAAUGCUGAGAAGCGUCCAGAUGUCCCAAAUCAGAGAACAAAUCCGGAUUUCACCCUAAAGCAGAAGACCAAGAACGUGAAUGAAUCUGCAAUUGCAAAGGACACGCUGAUACCUGGAUCCUUCCACUUGGGUCGGUCAGAAGGAUCAUCAUCAAGACGAGUUGUGGACUCAAGUAGUCGUGAGCCGUUCAGUGUUGGUGGGAGUGACAAUGCAAACUAUGAAUCCGCACUCAAAGGCGUUAAUGGCUUGCGGAUCAGUAACAGUGGAGGCGAUGAGACUGCACCAUCGCCGCAAUCAAAUGGAGACGAUGUUGUUACUAGUACUCGUGUAGAUUCCAAAACAAAGCUCUCAGACUGA